Cottoperca gobio is the source of this 2688-nucleotide messenger RNA. It is a transcript of the gene tmem98, whose product is annotated as transmembrane protein 98. Gene Ontology annotation, cellular component: endoplasmic reticulum. Lineage: Eukaryota; Metazoa; Chordata; Actinopteri; Perciformes; Bovichtidae. The transcript has 8 exons. The coding region runs from base 267 to 977 and encodes 236 amino acids. The record is from RefSeq and is a predicted model, not a curated record.
AAAGUUUGAUCAUCAGUCACUCACCGACAGCUUCAGCUCAGCCGUGCGCGUUCACGCCCCAGAUUUGGAGAUGUCGGUGCCGUCUCCGCGCGCCUGGUGGCGGAGAGAAAAGUAUUUUGUCUCCUAAAAGGAAUUCAACUAAAAGAACAAAAUGUUUAGAUGAGCGGCCAUCCAUAAUCAAACUCGGACAAUCAGCCGACCCUGAUUGGACUCUUCUCCUCCCGAACGAGUUGCUGCCUGCAGCCUCUGUGGGAGCCGGAGUCGCCAUGGAGACAGUGGUGAUCGUGGCCAUUGGGGUGUUGGCCACCAUUUUCCUGGCCUCCUUCGUCGCCCUGGUGGUGGUGUGCAGACACCGCUACUGCCACCCUCACGACCUGCUGCAUCCCUUCGACUCCAACCACGCCUCCUCUGCUUUCCCUGUUGUGUAUUACAGACCCACAGUGGAUCUGAUUGGAGCCAUGGAGACCCAGAGCGAGCUGUCGGAGCUGGAGCUGGAUGAUGUGGUCAUCACCAACCCUCACAUAGAGGCCAUCUUGGAGAACGAGGACUGGAUAGAGGACGCCUCUGGAUUGGUCUCUCACUGCAUCUCCAUCCUAAAGAUCUGCCACACUUUGACUGAAAAGCUUGUUGCCAUGACAAUGGGUUCAGGGGCAAAGGUCAAAGCACCGGCCAGUUUGAGUGACAUCAUCACUGUGGCCAAACGCAUCAGCCCGAGGGUGGACGACGUGGUCAGGUCCAUGUACCCUCCUCUGGAUCCAAUCCUCCUAGACGCCAGGGCUACGGCUCUCCUCCUCUCAGUCAGCCACCUGGUGCUGGUCACCCGCAACGCCUGUCACAUGUUCGGCAGUAUGGACUGGAUCGACCAGUCGCUCAACGCGGCCGAAGAUCACAUGGUGGUCUUGCGAGAGGCGGCGCUGGCCUCCGAACCAGAUCGAUACAUACUUGGAGCUGAUGCACAGAGAGAACAGGCCAUCUAAACACACUGACACACACACACACACGAUAUUUAACAGGCACAUAUUCUGCCAGGAAGUGUCGAAAAGGCUCCCAAACUCAUCAUCCGUCUGAAGGCUGAUGGAUGCAGCGACUCCUCAUUUUCACAUCUCACUAUUCUUUUUCAAAAGCACCUUGGAAAUUGUUUUAUACUUAAUAUUACUUUGCAUUCACUCCAGCUACAUAAAGCUACAGAGUAUAUGUCACACAUCCAGAUACAGGUAGAUGUUUGUAUGUAACUCUGCCUGCAAGUUAAAGGCCUUUUUGGAAAUGUAUUUCUCAAGUGCACCAUCACCCAGCGGUGGGCCUAAAUCCAAUCUCAUCAGCACUGCACAGUCACAUGAAGGCUUAGUCAGCUAAUCCAUUCUGAGGAAAAUAAUAUCCAGUUAGCCAGUGAACCCAAAGGGGAUCCAACUCAGUGGACCAAUGGAAGAACCAGAUUUAUUUACACGUUGUGGGGUCAGCAUGACUUGUGGAUGUUCUAAAACGUCCCUCAGAUACUCUUAACUAACGCUGAUACAAAUCACCAGUUUGUGAGUUGUAAUCACACAGUAGUUUUAGCUUCAUCAGCAGCAAGAGUAAGAGUUUAUUUCCAGUUGAGUAAUGCCCUUUUGUCCCAUGGCUGCAUUGUAUUAGGAUUAAUUAAGGCUGUUAUGGAUGAAGAACCACCACUUUGGUCCACACUGAAAUAUCUCAACAUCUACUUCAUGGAUUAGCAUAAAAAUGUGGACAGGCAUUCAUCGUUCCCAGAGGAGGAAUGCUAAUGACUUUGGUGAUGCCCGGACGUUUCCUCUCGAGCCACCAGCAGGUCAGCAUUUGUGGUUUUGAGUGUCUAAACAACUUGGAUUGCCAUGAAAUCUGGCACAAAUAUUCAUUUACCCCAAAGGAUGAAUCAUAAUUACUUAGGUGCCAGUCAUUUUUAAACAAAUACCUGCAAAAGUAAUGACUUCAGCCUCUAGGCUACUUUAGAAUUAGCAUAACAAUUACAAUAGUAAACAUUAUAUCUGAUGAGCAUCAACAUGUUAGCAUUGUUAUUAGCCGUAUGUUAGCAUGUUUCAGCGUUCACACACACUAUAGAGCGAUGCAGUAUGUCUUUGUGUUGUCGUGUUAUGAGGAUGUUUUGAACAGCAUGUUGAUUGAGGUGGAGCAGAAUUAGCGUGUUGUUUUGGGCCAGAGGGAUGUUAUUGGAGCAUGUCUACCUGCUCUCCCAUGCAUAGCUAAUAGUGAAUCCCCAAUGAGUCCUAAUAAGGCAUUACCCACAGCAACAAUGAACACACGGGCUUAAGCUACAAUACACAUGGCACAAACCUUUGUGCACACAAGGCUGGCAGACGAAUGAACACAUCAGUACAUUCCACGACUGUAAAAUACCGUAGAUUAAGGAGUCAACGCUCGUUUUAAGAUUGCGGAGACGAUCAGGAAGAGAAGCAGCCGUUUGAGAAUCUGUUAACUGAAAUGAAGCCUUUAGAAAGUGGUUAGCCUUUUAUUAUUUUUGUUCUUGUUUACAUUGUUUUAUUAGCAUUGAUUCUUUUUGUAUACACUCUUUGUUUUCUCAUCCCACAGUUUAUUACUGAUGUGCUUCCCUCACUCCCACACAUUGUCUUUAUAUCUUUCAUUGAUUUGUACAGAUAAAAUUAACUUUCAUAGGAAAAUGUGUUUUGUUUUUUUGCUCUGAACAAUAGCUACAGAGAAAUC